CUCAACUCAACCUCGUCGCGUCACUUCUGUGACCAGGUAAUGGAAGUAGUCUCAUAGCCGCUCCGGCCAUCAUCGAUGUGGUCAACAGUCAAAUGUCGCACAUAUUCAAUGAGAAUGUAGCGCGUCGGGUCUUCGGCGAGGAUACCGAUAGUGGUAGCGGUAGUGAAAUAGGAAUCACAGAUGUCGUCAGGAAAGAAGUAGGCCUGCCUGAGACGACUGAUAUCUCGCAAUAUAUUGAAGAUGUUGUAAACAAUGCUGCGGAGAUUUCGGACAUCGAUGAAGAAGGAGACAAAGUCGACUGGUCCGAGGACGAGGACGGCGCGGUGACGUACGAUGCGCUCAAGAACCAGAAGGCGUUGAAACGGAAACGCGCUGCUGAACAGACACGUCGCGCCCGCGCCGUAAUCAGUGCUGGCAGCACAAAGGCAUCGUCAAAGAGCAUCGUUGGGAGGAAGCCAAAGAGAGUCAAAAGGGAGAGGGUCCUAGCAAAUUUAGAUGAAACUGACGAGGACGAACUCCUGGACGAGACGCUGCCAGAUUACAUCAAGCAAAGAAAGACAAAGUUUGAGCAAACUCGUGCCAGGUUAGGAGAGGCUGGCUUGAAGCUGCCGCCAGUCUACGAUGACAUCGAGUUCUCCGACGAUGAACGACUGGAGUCUCUACAAGAGAAGCCCAGGUUCGAUCAUAUCAAGCCCGUGAGACAGUACGAGGAUAUCACCCUGCCAGCUUCCGCAGGUGUCAUACCUGCACCUAUCGCGCAAUGGCUGCGCGACUAUCAAGUCAAGGGCGCCGAAUUCCUGCACGAACUCUUCGUGUAUCAACGGGGAGGCAUCUUAGGCGAUGAUAUGGGUCUCGGAAAGACUAUCCAAGUGAUCUCAUUCCUCACUGCAGCCUUCGGAAAGACUGGCGAUGAACGGGACAAGAAGAGAAUGCGGAAGGUGCAACGUGAGGGCGGCCAACAGGCCAAAGAGUACCCUAAAAUCAUUCUCAUAUGCCCAGGCGGUCUGAUGGCAAACUGGCAGGAUGAACUUGAUCGAUGGGGCUAUUGGCAAGUUUACGUGUACCAUGGCGCGACAGAUGUUAGAGAGGCUGCGUUGCAGGCUGCAAAACAUGGUCGAGUUGAGAUCAUGAUAACCACCUACGCUACUUACAGGAAAAAUCAGAGUGCCAUCAACACGAUCAACUGGGACUGUGUUAUAGCAGACGAAUGUCAUCAGCUGAAGAGUCGUAGCUCAGAAAUUGCCAAGUCUAUGAACGAAGUCAAUGCCCUAUGUCGGAUUGGUCUCACUGGAACGGCGAUUCAGAACAAGUACGAAGAGCUCUUUACACUCCUGAAUUGGAGCAAUCCAGGCCAUUUUGGUUCAUUAGCGACCUGGAAAACUUGUAUUGCAGAUCCGUUGAAGAUGGGGCAGUCUCAUGAUGCAACUAUGCCACAGCUUGCCAAGGCGCGUAAGACGGCGAACUCACUCGUUCAUUCUCUCCUCCCACGAUUCUUCCUCCGCCGAAUGAAGACUCUCAUCGCAGACCAGCUCCCGAAGAAGAGUGAUCGCGUGGUGUUCUGCCCUCUGACGAAGAAACAGGCGGAAGCUUACUCCAACCUUGUCAAUAGCGACUUGGUCGAGUACAUACGCACUUCCGCUGACAAGUGCGACUGCAAGUCAGAGAAGAAGCGUGGAUGGUGUUGCUACUCGUAUGUUCCUGAAUUCGGUCCAUGGCAGAAUGCCGUGUUCCCUUGCAUGAUGAUGCUCCAGAAACUAUCGAACCAUCUGGCUUUACUUCUACCCACGAGCGCAGAUCCUGCCGAGAAACAAGCAAAAGACUUGGAGCAUCUCAAAGACGCUCUGCCCAAAGAUUGGAAAGAACUGUACCGUCAGCGAGACUCAAUCAUGAAUUAUGCAUCGCCAACAUUUUGUGGUAAAUGGAGAGUCUUGAAAGCACUCCUGCAGUACUGGCAUGCAUCCGGAGACAAGGUGCUCGUGUUCAGCCACAGUGUUCGUCUACUUCGUAUGCUCCACCUACUCUUCACGACUACGACUACGUAUAAUGUCAGCUAUCUCGACGGUGCUAUGUCGCUCGACGACCGGGCAAAGGAGGUCAAUGACUUUAACGCCGACAAGAACCAAUUUGUCUUCCUCAUCAGCACAAAGGCAGGCGGUGUCGGUCUCAACAUCACAUCCGCAAACAAAGUGGUCGUCUUUGAUCCGAAUUGGAACCCAGCGUACGAUCUUCAAGCGCAAGACAGAGCCUAUCGAAUAGGUCAGGUUCGAGACGUUGAAGUCUUCCGCCUCAUAAGUGCUGGCACUAUAGAAGAAAUUGUGUAUGCACGCCAAAUCUACAAGCAACAGCAAGCCAACAUCGGCUACAAUGCCAGUAACGAGAGACGAUACUUCAAAGGUAUCCAGGACAAGAAAGACCACAAGGGAGAGAUAUUUGGGUUGCACAACAUGUUCACCUUCAGGGAUGGAGCCGUCGUCCUUCGUGAUAUCGUGAACAAAACGAACGUGGCCGAGGCCAAGGAAGCUGGGGUCCAGGCGGUGGCAAUGGAUCUUCAAAAUGAUGCUGAAGAUGAUGACUUCAUCUACGGCGCGGACGGGAAAGAAGGGGCAGCGAUGAGCCAGUUGGCAGAGUUGAUCCAGAAAGACAAGAUUGGUUCGCAGGGGGAGAAGUUCGAGGACAAGAAGCAGCAGCGAAAAGCCGAUCCUAUCUCAGCAAUCCUGGCAGGAGCCGGCGUGGAAUACACCCACGAGAACGCCGAGGUCAUCGGGUCUUCCAAGGUCGAAUCCAAGUUGAGUCGCAAUGCUUUGGAAAUGCAGAACGAUACCGACAUGACUCGGAAACGCGCAUUUGCAGCCUCGGCGACCCAGCAGGAAGACGACCAUGACGAUAUUGAUGACGAACUUGAAGUUAUAGGGGAGCGAAGUUUCGCAACUGAGGACGAUGAGAAAGAACACUUGAACAUCAGAUGGAAAUACCAGCCUCCUGAGGAUGUGCGCAUCAGGCAAUUCUGCACCAUGGCUCAAACCUUUGGAUUCAAAGAUGCAGUCGAGUUUGCUAUCGGGGUCGAAGGCUGGACGCAAGAGCAGCGCCGGAACUGCCUCGAGCGUUUUUAUCGUAUGCGGAGGAAUAAGGUCUUGAAUUAGGAGCUUUACGCGUCCAUCAUUUGGUAUUCAUUGUAUAUAUCGUUAUGAGAUACCCCUUCUUGAAGUACCUCCAAUAGUGCACAGCAUGGCCACCACCUUACUCAUACAGUCUACAUCCACCCACUCAAUCUUGAUUCUGUGCCAUUUCUUCCAUAGCUGUGACCGCAUUCUCCAG
Pseudovirgaria hyperparasitica is the source of this 3315-nucleotide messenger RNA. RefSeq lists its product as uncharacterized. The record is from RefSeq and is a predicted model, not a curated record. The transcript has 5 exons. The coding region runs from base 93 to 3140 and encodes 1015 amino acids. Lineage: Eukaryota; Fungi; Ascomycota; Dothideomycetes; Acrospermales; Acrospermaceae. Gene Ontology annotation, molecular function: ATP-dependent chromatin remodeler activity; ATP binding.